Molecule: messenger RNA, 1015 nt
Organism: Melitaea cinxia (Glanville fritillary)
Lineage: Eukaryota; Metazoa; Arthropoda; Insecta; Lepidoptera; Nymphalidae
Gene: MHF2
Product: centromere protein X-like
Exons: 3
Coding region: 113-409 (98 amino acids)
Biological process (GO): replication fork processing; kinetochore assembly; DNA repair
Cellular component (GO): FANCM-MHF complex; Fanconi anaemia nuclear complex
Molecular function (GO): protein heterodimerization activity
Source: RefSeq, a predicted model, not a curated record
UAUUUAAUUCAAAAAUUUACAUAUAUAUUUAUAAUAUAAUAUAUACAUGCGUAACGCAUGGUGCGUUAACAAAAUUGGAACUAAAUUAUAUGUAUAACAUUUAUAUCUAAACAUGGCUAAAUAUACUGAUGAAAACGAUGAAGAUAAAAUAGAUCCCGCGGCUAUAGUAUCUGAAAUAGAAUCUAAUAUCAAACAAGAAAUUAUUAAAGAACUGUUGCAUGGAUCAUUUCAAGAUACUAAAACGAAGUUGGGUAAUGAUGCUUUGACCCUGGUAGUUGAAAUAGCGAAGUGUCUAGUGACCGAGACCUGUUUGAGAGCUUCAACUGAGGCUUUGAGCGAAAACAGUGACAAAAUAGAUUUAAAACAUGUCGAACAAUGUCUGCCACAACUGAUGUUGGACUUUCCAUAGUUAUCAAUUGGGCUGGCAAAUUGCGAGAAUUUCCAUUCAUUAACAUUCAAAAAAAUAAUUUAAAAUGUAGUAAAGCUGCUUUAAAAAAAAAAAAAGAGUACUUUAGUUUUGUUAUGCUAGUUAAGAUUAAUUUAUUUUUAAAUAUUUACAUAUUACUGUAAAAUUUGGCAUAGAAACACAACAGUAUCUGGGUCGAAAUUAUAAUGCACUUUAAUUCUUACAGCUAUUAAUUAUGUUAAUGCCUAUAUAUAUAAGUUGAAUAUGUUAAAGAUAUUUUUUGUAAGUAUAGUUAAUUUUAAUUUAAUUAAAUUACUACCAUUUAAAAUAUCAUUAGUUUUGUAGUAACAAAAUUGAUCAUAUAACUUAUCUUUUUACUAAAACUGAUAAUUUAACUGUAUUUUAUUUGAUAACAUGCUUGGUAAGUGCCAAAAGUACUGUUUGUAAAUAUAUUGAAUUCAAAAAAAGUUGUUUUAUGACUUUUAAAUGUAGUCCCUUUAUUAUUAUUUCCCUAUAUUCCCGUUAUUAUUAUUAGUAUUAGUUAUGUAAUCCCUUUUAUUUUCAGUGAUUAGCAACUAUAAUUUUUCGUAAUAAAUGAGGCAUUCAAUA